Molecule: messenger RNA, 1188 nt
Organism: Tribolium madens (black flour beetle)
Lineage: Eukaryota; Metazoa; Arthropoda; Insecta; Coleoptera; Tenebrionidae
Exons: 2
Coding region: 106-1068 (320 amino acids)
Source: RefSeq, a predicted model, not a curated record
UGUAAACCAGAUGUGUCCAUCAACUUUAUCACUUCGAUAACUAUUUAUAAUUUUACAUCGUUUUGAACUAGUUUGAAACGCAGUCAGUUGUCAAUAAAUCGUGCAAUGUCCGUUUUUCGAAACGACUCUUUCACCGAAGAUGAGAUUUUCGGCGACCUCGAGCCCCACGAAGACUCCUCACCAAUCAAUUCAAUCCUCGAAGUAAUUUGGAAUGUGGUUUUUGAAAUAACCAAACUUGUGGUUUGUGUAUCAUCAGCAGUAGCAGCGAGUUUUCUCAUCUACAUUUUUCUAAAGUUCGAGAAAGUGAGGAAGAAAUGCAAUAUUUUCCUCCUCCAUUACGCCAUAUCAUCGCUGAUUGACGUCAUGUUGGUACCACUGGUCAUGUUGUUGUCUCAAAUUGCGUUCACGGGUAUCUUCGGAUGGGAGGUUUUAUGUUUCAUUUAUUCGAUUAAUAGCUCGACGAAUAUUUUGGUUUUUGCGUUUGGGGCCAUGAUUGGCUUUUACUGGUUCAUCGACAAUUUCCACAAUUCCUUGAUCAAAAACAGGAAAAAGUUUGAGAUUUUCACCACGAUUUUGGUUUAUACAGUGUGUUCGAUUAAACUGGCCGUGGUUGGGGGUGAAUGUUUCGUUGAAAAGUCCCUUUACACCAGCGAAAUUCUCCGAAUCACGUUCUUUAUAAUUUUUUUAAUAAUCGCAGGGAUUAAUAUUUUUGUCAAAAGAAAAACUCUCACAGAAAUUCAAGUUAACACAAAAUACGAAUUGACAAUUUCCUCUUUCUUGAUUUUCACUUAUGUUCCGAUUUUUGUCCUCGGAUUUCUUUUCUACUUUAAUUUGAAUCCAGACUGGCUUAAUUUUGUUUUUUAUGUUUACAAUGUUACUGAAAUUGUGGCUUUCAGUGGAACACUCAUUGUGACGUAUAUUUUGUACCAAAAAAGCAAACAUUUCAGAGUCGCUUGUAAGAGUAUUUUCAAACGCUCGCUGAAAAACUACGACGAAGAGGAAUUGGAUGAAGAAAGUGAAGAGGAAGCGACUGGAAGCAACAAUAAUGCAAACUUGGGCUUUAUUUGAGUUUUUUAUUGUAUUAUAAUUAUUGUUUUUUAUAUAUGUUCCAAAUCUGGUGACAAACGACCUUGUCAAAAAUGAAAAAUGAAAAAAAUAUUGUCCAUAGGCGUCGUAAUAAAAUGUAUU